AUGGCGUCCAGUGAAGAUGACGAAGAUAUUCAAGCUUACCUUCAAAAUCUAUCCAAGAAGACAACUUCCAAACCAGAUCAUACUCGAAAAUUCAAAUUAUCGUUAAGCGAUGAAGAUAUUGAUGUAUCAAGCAUCUCAAUAUCAGAGGAUCACUCUGAUGGAGACAUGGAGCAAGAUAAUCAGGUUCGAGCCAACAGCAGUCUUGACUCAACAUCACAACCGUUACAACAAAUCAAUCACUCCAUAUCCAACCGAUCCAUGGUUAGGUCUGCAAAUAGCUCAACCAACUCCAUUGACAGUGCAGUCCCUAAUAUGCAAGAUUUACAGUCAAUACCUGAUGAUGAUGACCUAUUCAACGAUUCACAAACUAAGAGUACCGCUUCGCCUUCUGAAUCUUUCCAGUUGCAAGUUCACAACAUCGAUGAGCUGUUGAGCGAUACUAAUGAAAUAAACGAGGAACUUAGCUCUCAUAGAGAAAGCGCCGAAGAAAUAGAAGAGGAUGUCAAUCACGAUUCCUACGAUCGUGAUGAUGAUUAUUCUUCCAUCAAAUCACAAGAUAAUAUUUCAAGUGAUAAUAGAUCUCAGAAUAGUCUAGCAGAAGAUAUAAAGUCCAUUUCUAACUUAGAAUCAUCGAUACAGACUAUCCGUGAUGAAACACAUUCUGUCCACAAGUCUAUUCAGUCAGAUAUUGAAAGUUUGCAUUAUUCUACGGACGAUUUUGUAACUGAAGACAGUAGCGCGCGUAAAGAGUCCCUUAUUUUGUCUCGUAGCGCAACUUCCGACACCGACUACUCAACCAGCAGCGAUACUACCUCUUCCAGUCGUCGCUCUGUAGUAAACACAAAGUCGAAUUCCAAAGAUAUUAUCGUAAAAGACGCUGAAGUUCAAACAGACUCACCUCCUAGGCAAGGUAACAUCCAAACAUCGAUCGGUCCAAGUUAUGGCCAUGAAUAUUUAGAUCCAGCGCCUAUUGCAACACACGUAAUCAGCCCCGAUGCAUUAGAAGCGGUAACUGCUUAUAACCCUAUGACUGUCGCUCUGAAUAACAUGCUACGAGAUCAACUAAAUUUAACGAAGAACUUUGUGGACUCAAACAGGAGGCUUUAUAACGCCGAAAUUGAUAAUAUCCAGUCGAAUUCUUAUCAUUAUGUCACACUGCAAGAUACCAAACGGUAUAUUCAGGAAAAUAGAAGGCCUCGACUUACUUACGAAGAAGCAUUAAAGCAAGUUUUGGCUGAACAGGAAUAUUAA
Molecule: messenger RNA, 1251 nt
Organism: Trichoplax adhaerens
Lineage: Eukaryota; Metazoa; Placozoa; Uniplacotomia; Trichoplacea; Trichoplacidae
Exons: 1
Coding region: 1-1251 (416 amino acids)
Source: RefSeq, a predicted model, not a curated record